GCCGGGCUCAAACAGCACCGAGGCGGGGCCGCUCGCAGCAUGCGAACUGCAGCCCCAGCGCUCGGAGCCACCGACCGCCAGCAUGGGGCCGGCGCUGCUCCUGGGGCUGCUUCUCUCCCGAGCCGGAGACCUCAUGGCUCUGCCCAGCAGUGACUGUGUCGUGGCGGAGCAGCUGUGCCUCUCUGACUCCACCUGCAAUGCCACAUACAGGACCCUGGAAAACUGUGCCCUGGCCAAGACUCGCCUCCUUUCACUGGAUCACGACAGCAGGGUCAGAUGUCUGAAUGCAGAGCUUGACCUUGGGAACAGCUCUUUGCUGCACUGCAAGUGUCACCGGCGCAUGAAGAGACAGGAGCACUGCUUACGCAUUUUCUGGACUGUUCACUCCAGCAUGACAGAUGGUUAUUUCAAUUUGGAGACCUCUCCCUAUGAGAAUCCAGCGAAUGAAGAACACUGGAAGACAGAUUAUAAUAAACUGGCAGCUUUGGUAUCAGGCUCACAGUUAGCAGGAGAUGCAACAAAUCCAUGUCUGAGAGCAACACACGUCUGUAAUCUGAGCAAGAAGUGUUUUCGUCUGCGCACAGACUAUGCCUCCAUCUGCACCAAGGGAGCAGGAAGUGAGGAUGUGUGUGACCGGCGCAAGUGCCACAGAGGGCUAAGGAAUUUCUUUGAGAAAGUUCCUGAGGAUUUCACCAAAAGGAUCCUGUUCUGUCCAUGUCAAGAUGAAUUUUGUGGAGAAAGACGCCGUAAAACUAUUGUUCCUGAUUGUUCCUUCCAGUAUAACACCAAACCAAAUUGCCUCUGGCUUUUGGACUCCUGCUUAGAAGACCAUAUCUGCAAAUCCCGACUGGCUGACUUCCAACAAAAUUGUCAACCUGUAGACAUAUCUCCAGAUGGCUGCUCUCUGCACAACCAUGCUGCAUGCCUGCAGGCUUACAUGGGGAUGAUUGGCACACCCAUGACACCCAACUAUGUCAGUAACUCCAGUGUGGAGGUCUCCUUGUGGUGUACAUGUGAGAACAGCGGCAAUCAGAAGGAGAAGUGUGACCAGAUACUCAGCAUGUUUGAGAGCAACAAAUGCCUUGAAAAUGCCAUUUGGUCUCAAAUGCACCAGAAGCAGACAGCUCUAAAAAGACAGGAAGACUUACUUUACUCAUCUUCUCUAAGCUUCCAAGGAGACAGUGCCAGCAUAUCUCUCUCUUCAGCAAUGUCCCAGGUGGCUGAAGGGAAGACACAGCGAGACAGCUCCAAAGAGAGCAGUAUGCCUAUGGCCUCCUCUGUAUAUUCUGGAGCUGCUACUUCCUGGCCUUCUCUGGCUCUGUUCCUGCCCCUGUUGCUGAGCCCACAUUAAUGUGGCAUAAAUGGAAUCUUUCCUUCCCAUAUUAUUAGUAUUAUUCCAUAUCCAGGCAUGUCCCAAGACAGAUUUACCUUUGGGAAACAGAAGGCUUUCAGACGAGAGGAACGUCCUUAACCAGAAUGACAAUCACUGGAAACCUCCCACAUAUUUGCACCCUGCCUCCCCCCGGUCAGGUUGCAGCUCUGCAGGUACAGAUCUCACCAUUGCUUCUGCUGUGUACACAUUUUGAGUAACAGGCUAAUGUUCCAGCUUAAUAGGUUCAGUCAAAGGUCUGAUUUCUUUCAGAACUUGUGCAGGGUUUGGUUUCUGACUGUAAGGAUGACCUAACUGUGUCCCUGACCACCCCACCAUCUGGAGCUCAUCCUCAGGCAUACAAUCAAUGAAUGAUUUGGGUUUCUAGGGACCUUAAAAGAUCAACUAGUCCAACCCCCAUGCCAAGGGCAGGGACCACCUUUCACUAGACCAGGUUGUUGCAAACCCCGUUCAACCUGACCUUGAACACUUGAAGGGAUGGGGCAAGCACAGCUUCUCUGGACUAUCUGUGCCAGUGCCUCACCACCCUCACAGGGAAUAUUUUUUUCCUAAUAUUCAAUCUAAACCUACCCUCUUUCAGUUUAAAACUAUUGUUCCACAUCCUGUCCCUAAAGGCCUUGGUAAAAAGUCACUCUCUGUGCUUAUCAUCCCCACUGACGUACCAAAACAAGAUCUCCACAGAGCCUUCUCCAGGCCAAACCACACCAACUGUCUCAGCCUUUCUUCAUAGGAGACGAGUUCCAGCCCUCUCAAGAUGUUCAUGGCCUUGUCUGCACCUGCUUGAACAGGUCCAUGUCUGUCAUGUACUGAGCACCCCAGAGUUGAACAUUGGGUGGGGAGGUGGGGUGGGGUAGAGGGGAAGAAUCGCCUCUCAGCCUGCUGGCCAUGCUUGUUUUUAUGUAGCCCAGGGUGCAGGGUGGCUUUCUGGGCUGCAAGCGCAUUUUACUGACUCAUGUCUAGUUUUCCAUCUAGCUGUGUAUCCAAGUCCUUUCCUGCAGGGCUGUUCUCAAUCCAUUCACUCCCCCACUCUGUACUGAUAUUGGGGGCUGUCCCAAACCAGGUGUGGGACCUUGCACUUAAUGAGUUUUGUUGGUAUCCACUUCUCAAGCCUAUGAAGGCAUACAGUAGAGCCUAUCAUCCUAAAGACUAGAAGCCUGUGCUUCAGGGUGAGUUGCAAGUAAAGGUCAAUAAACAUACAUGUGAAGUUCCUGGUAAACACCAUCUCUGGAUUACUUUCAGUUCCCUUUUCAAAUCCAUUCUUUUAAGUAUAUGAAAAAUACCAGUCCAGAUCAAGAACACAAUACUAGGGUUUAUCCUCCAUUGUUUUGUCCCUUCAACAUAUACAGAAUCCAUUACUGUGGCUAGCAACACACUUGGGUUUUGUUGUUCAGGAUGAACGGUGCUCAACUUCAGUAGAUUUACACUUAUCUAGCAAAAGAUGAUCUUGCCUGGCCUCAGGACAAGCCUUCUCUGUAACCCUUAGAGAAUGCAUUUGGCUCAUUGAAGGUGCAUUGAUCACAAAACCCUCGGACAUUCAGUUGCAAAAAUCUCCUUGUAUCUGUCCAUAUAUUCAAGUUACCAUUGUCCCCUUCCAGCCACCUGGCCCAUAUUCUUCCUCUGCCAAGCACUAUUUCAUGACCUGUUUAUUCUGAAUGUAAAUGUGUGCAAUGUGUAACUGCUGUUAGUUUGCGCUGCGUUUGUCUGUUAAAAUGUGGUGUUAAGUGAAUAUUGAUUUCUGAGCAUAGGUUAAUAGUCUACAAUCAAUUGUGCGCAAGAGCUGCCUCACCAGCUAGCCUGCAUUUUCAAAUAGCCAGAAACUCAGCUCAAAACAGCUCCUCCAUUGCUCAUUCUGAGAGGCAAAAAAUCUGAACAAUACUGUACACAUCCAAACUUGAUUAUAAUCCUGAACAGAGGAGAGAGUAUUUCUUUUUACCCUGUGUUUUAUCUGUUGCCAGGGAAGCACCACCUAGGUAAUAUGCCGUGGUUCUCAGUCAAUGUCAGACACCUUAUAACAGAAUCUUACAUCAUUGUGUGUAUCAAAGUAAUUAUCCUUCUGCAGUGGUAACAUUUCCAUUUCCAAUUCCAGACUUCUACUUAUUUCCUAGGCAAGCAGAGCAAAGAAAUCAUGCACGCAGCAGCAUCAUCUCCUCUGCCACACAGAGAAGCAAUGUAUUAUUUACAUGCAGUAGGAAUGAAUAUGUCUUCUUAAUAAACAAGAGUGCUAAUGUUGGUAUUUCUCAUUACCUGCUGAAAUAUGGCUAUUUGGAGCAAGAGACAGCACUGUUUCCACAUGUUUGCUACCAUUAGUUAAUAAAAACAGAGUCCAUGUAACCCUAAUAUAGUAUCUACAUUAGACCAUCCUCCAUAUGGUGGGACUUAGAAAUGUGUCAAGAGCCUUGACUGUAAUGUAAUAGCAUCUGUCAUCUCUGGAAAUUAAUGGAGAGUGACAGGGAAGAAGAAAAUGUUAUUGUUUCCACUAUUUCACACAACAGAGAGAAUAUUUGUGAGAAUAAUGAAAUAGAUUCCUGAGUGAUCUGUACCACACACACUGGUACACUGUGAUCUUCUACUCAUCUGUGCUGUGAUCUUUCCUCUGUCCCAAAUUUAGUGCUGUAAGACAGAUCGAUAUGGAAAAAGGGAUUAGCAUUUUCUUGUUCAUGUUUAGGGCACUAAAUCCUUAAGAAGGUUAUUGAUUGCAAUUGCAGUCUUCUGUCCUAUCCUGGGUUGUACAGGAAAAUGCUUGACACUCAGACAAAUCAUGCUCUAGACUGAAAUUGAAGCAAAACAUGUCAGUUUGUUUGGUUUUUUCCCCAAUUAUCCUGUGUCCCUUUUUCAUGCACCUUUAUAUGCACAGCUGCUUCUUAGCUUCAUCAAUAGUUCAUCAAUAACUGCAAGCAAAAUUCACUUCUAUCUAUACCUUCAUUCACAGGUACUGACACUGUUGUGAGUCCAAACUCAUUUUCACUUAGACUUUUCUAACACCGAAUCUCCAAAUAUCACAGUUUUUCAAUUACACAGCAUACAUGCAUGCACAAAUGAACUGGUAGUGGAAAUGUCAUGCCCGUUUCACUAUCAAUUCAGUUCUGUUAGCACCACCAAUGUACCAAGACUGGCACAUUUCCUAAACCCAUUCAGAACAGCUUACUAACCAUACUACAGGGCAAUUAACAAACCUCCCUCAGCUUCUGUUCCUGGAAAGUAGAAAACAACAUCCUGUGAGCACCUGUGGUCUCACAAAAGACAAUCCAUAAAACACAAAAAUAAUCCAAUAAAAAUUCUCUAUCCAGACAGUCUUAGCAAUGAGCAUUCAGAAAGCAUCUACGAGGAGGGAACCUUCUAUUUACUGUAAUGUAGAUUAUUUUAAAAGAGUAAAAUAAUGCAGGGUCUGACUAAUAAAAUUUAUCUUGCAACUC
Messenger RNA from Hirundo rustica (Barn swallow), 4803 nucleotides. It is a transcript of the gene GFRA3, whose product is annotated as GDNF family receptor alpha 3. Bases 83 to 1351 code for a protein of 422 amino acids. Lineage: Eukaryota; Metazoa; Chordata; Aves; Passeriformes; Hirundinidae. Gene Ontology annotation, cellular component: signaling receptor complex; external side of plasma membrane. Gene Ontology annotation, biological process: nervous system development. The record is from RefSeq and is a predicted model, not a curated record. Gene Ontology annotation, molecular function: signaling receptor activity. The transcript has 8 exons.